Messenger RNA from Lampris incognitus (smalleye Pacific opah), 1245 nucleotides. RefSeq lists its product as uncharacterized. Bases 108 to 1019 code for a protein of 303 amino acids. The record is from RefSeq and is a predicted model, not a curated record. Gene Ontology annotation, molecular function: nucleic acid binding. Lineage: Eukaryota; Metazoa; Chordata; Actinopteri; Lampriformes; Lampridae. The transcript is spliced from 9 exons.
GUUUGAUCAAGCCUACAGAAAGUGUUGUCAGCAUCUGUGAAGAAACGGAGAAAUGUUUUCAACGACUACUUGCAGCAACUGAUGGCAGUCUUCCCCCAUGAAGCAGAAUGGAGAAGUACAGCCCUGGACUCUCCGAGUCCUCCAAGAGAGCCAUCAGGAAGGCUGCAAAAAACUAUUCACCUCAAGGUGAGGAUUUGUUCUACCAGGGGGCUGAUGGCCCCUUGAGGAGGAUUGUCUUCACUGAGGAGAAGAAGAUGGCCAUCCUUGAGGAAGCCCAUGCUGGCCAUUUUGGACGAGACAGGAUGAUGGAAAAGAUCAGGAAGAGGUUCUAUUGGCACAGCAUCACAGCAGAUGUUGACGACUGGGUCAGUACCUGUGAACAAUGCCAGAAGUUUGAGAAGGUGAAGACGGAGUCACCGGAGUUGAAGCCAAUCAAACCAGUAGCCCCGUGGCACAUGAUCGGUGUUGACCUUAUUGGACCUCUGAAGGCGUCGCAGAAAGGUGGUAAUACCUACUUGCUGACUGCCACCGAUUAUUUCACCAAAUGGGUGGAGGCUAGACCCAUUUUGGCGAAACAAGCUGAACUGACCUCUGCGUCUUCCACCAAGUACUCGCCUUUUCGUCUGAUGUAUGGACGAGAGCCACGGUUGUUUUCAGAGAUUGCAGGUGAUGGUCCAGCUGCAGAUGAUCCAGUUGCAGAAGUAGAAGAUGAGGACAUCGAGGCCUUUGUUCAUGGGCGGGCUGAAGCGGACGCAGAUGUCUUUGACAAAGUACGUCAGAACAUAGAGAAGGCCCAGGAGAGACAGAAGGCAGCCUAUCUUAGGAGGAAGAAGAAGAACACGAAGCGGUUCGACUUCAUUCCUGGCACGGAGGUGCUCAAGAAGAAUGAGCGGAAGCGUGGCAGACCAGGCAUGACCAUGCAACCAGACUGGCCAACCAAGUAUAGGGUCAUCGGUGUGGAGGACAAUCUUGUCCAGUUGGAGACCAUGGACGGAAAACCCCUGAGUACAAAGCUUUAACCCCUGAGUGUAAGCUUUAGCCUAUUGUGUCUGUCUGAAUGUGCUCAUAUACACAACAAACAACAAGAACGAUUCCAUGCAGAGGCUUCCCUGCAGAGGUUCAUAAACAGAUGAAGUCCAGUCCAGACUACCCAGACAAAACGUGCAGCUAAGAAGAUGACUGAAAAGGAUACUUGCUCUUGGCUGUUCCACCCAACCAGUUUAAUCAGACAUGUUCUCUUUUUGU